Molecule: messenger RNA, 6906 nt
Organism: Pogona vitticeps (central bearded dragon)
Lineage: Eukaryota; Metazoa; Chordata; Lepidosauria; Squamata; Agamidae
Source: RefSeq, a predicted model, not a curated record
UAAGCCCAGAGCUCCAGAGGACAGAUCAAUGUGGAUUCUUCCAUUCCCCUGCACUGCUACUCAGAACAUUCCCCCAAAGCAGCUUUUUAAUGGCUCCAGCUGAGCUCAAUCUUGGGCUCCUGUUGCUGCUGACCUGCUGUGGCUUAUCUAACACACAGGGCUGGAGCUGGCUUUGGGGGUCUUCAAAGAAAACAACCCUUUCUCCUCCUACCACAGUUGCCAAUCUUGACGAGCAGUUGACUCAGACGGAGGAGACAGCUCUGCGUCUUGUCACGCCUGAGGGUACAGCUACUCCAAGCAGCCCCCUGGAAAGUACUACUGCUCAGCCAAAAGGAAGAGUGUGGACUAUCUUCACCCUGAAGAGACCUGAUUUCACUCCAGCUACCAUCAUAUCUACAGCUGCAUCUCCCACUCCGCUGGAAAACAGGGAAGGAAGUAUUGCAGGAGUAGGGACCGAGAUCCUCAACGUAGCUGAAGAGAUCAGCAACUUGGUUCAGCACUGGGAUGAAAAAACAGCAGAGGGAACAGAGAAGACAGAGACACCUGCAACCACUGACCUUUUGGAAGCAUCCCUGAUCCCAGAUACUGAGCUGGUGAGCCUCCAGAACGUCUCUUCCAGCUCCAGAGCUGAUGGGCAAACCUCGUUGGAAAAUCAGCCGCCGGAGCAUAUUCGCUCUGUAAUUCCAAAGCCUGCUCUUCUGUGGAACAAGACGCGCCUCCUCUUACAGAAGCCUGAUGCACCGCUCGCAGGUAGUGCUUCUUUCUCAUUUUCGUCCAGCAAUCAUAUCACGGGCACCAUGUUGGCUUUUCAAGAAACUACAGAGGCGGGCCAAGAAGGUGCGACCGCUGUCCCAGCAACCAGGGCAGCCUGGGGACCUGACUCAGGAAACGAAGGAAUUUUGUCCAGUGCAGAUAUCUUGGAAUUGCACAAGCCUCAGGCUGAUAGCAGCCGCAUGCAUGGUGGAAUGCCAUCCAAGGUGGUGGGUGCUUUAGACCACUGGCUGUCCCGUUAUGUUGCAGAUUCAGACCGAUCACUCUCUAAGGGUGACAGAAUCCACCUCCGCCUUAAAGAUCCUUCCUUCUUUAAGCAUUCUGGGAUAGUAGUAGCUGAUACACCUGGUGAUUCUGUUUCUAAUUCGAAUGCAACUAAUUUUGUGGAUUUCUCCUCUGCCAAUAACUCUGACUCUCUUGAGUUUCUACUAACCUACACUAUGCAACAUUUUAGCAAUAAUAGCACAGGGUUUCCUUCCUUCUUUCCUGGAUUGAAGCCAACAGCUGGCCACUGCUUGCCCUUACCGACCAAGCUGUCGUAUUGCAACACCCUGGGCAUGAAGCAUUUCCGAGUGCCGAAUUAUUUGCAUCAGGGCAGUGAGGAGGAAAUUCGGGCUGCUUUGCAUGAGUGGGAGGGGCUUCUUAAAUCUCGGUGUCACCGCUACUUGGAGUGGUUUUUCUGCUUGCUGCUGGUACCUGGGUGCAAUGCUUCUCUUCCAAUAACACCGCCACCGUGCCGGGGAUUUUGUGAGGCCUUGAAAGAUCUGUGUUGGAUUCAUCUGAAAGAGGGGCACCUUCCCAUAUCGUGUGACUCUCUUCCAGAGGAGGAUGGUGUAGAUUCAUGUGUGUUUGUUAAUGUUUCAGCAGAAAACUUCAGUACAGAAGUUGGCCUCAUAGAGCUGAUUGGAGAUCCCCCACCAGACCAGAUAACCAAAGUGUAUGGCCCAGACAACAGCCCUGGCUAUGUGUUUGGACUGGAUGCCAACACUGGACAAGUGGCACGUUACCACCUCCCUAGCCCUUUUUAUAGAGACUUCUCCCUCUUGUUCCAUGUGCAGCCCACGACAGAUAAGGCGGGAGUGCUUUUUGCUAUCACAGAUGCCUCCCAGUCAAUCAUUUAUGUCGGUGUGAAGUUAUCCGAAGUGAAAGAUGGGAAACAACAGAUUAUCUUCUAUUACACGGAGCCGGGCUCUCAGAACUCCUAUGCUGCUGCUACCUUCACUGUGCCUUCCCUGGUGAAUCAAUGGACUCGCUUUGCCAUCAGUGUGGAAGAUGAGGAAGUGGUUCUCUACAUGGACUGUGAGGAGUCUGAGCGGGUCCAUUUUGAGCGCUCACCUGAUGAGAUGGACUUGGAAGAUGGUUCAGGGCUUUUUGUGGCACAGGCUGGAGGAGCUGAUCCUGAUAAAUUCCAGGGUGUAAUUGCAGAAUUGAAAGUGAAGGGAGAUCCCCGGGCAGCUGAAACCCAAUGUGAGGAAGAGGAAGAUGACUCUGAUAUGAUGUCUGGAGAUGGUGGAAGUGGAGUAGCAGAAAAGCCACGGCCAUCAGAAAAGGAAAGGGUGACUCCAGUGAUCUCAAGCCUGCCACAACCUCCACCUGUCACGUCUCCUCCUACUGCCAAAAAGCCCACACAACCAGAAGAGAAAAUCCUUUUGCAAACUGAGCUAACUGAACAAAAAGAGAGGUUGCCAUCUGCUUCAGGAGUUGGAAUCAAAGGUGAGAAAGGGGACGCUGGGGAAAAAGGCGAACGUGGCCUUAAAGGAGAGCCUGGACUUAGUGGGGUCUUGCCAUCCCUUGAUGCCAAAGGUGAAAAGGGAGAAAAAGGAGAGUUGGGUGUUAAGGGAAAUGCAGGCUUUGGCUAUCCAGGCUCUAAAGGACAGAAAGGUGAACCUGGUGCUAAAGGGUCUCCAGGCCCUGCUGGACCCCCUGGACCCCCAGGGACAGUUGUGAAGCGCCCUGAUGGCUCAGUGGUAGAACAGGUUGCUGGGCAACCAGGACCCACGGGCCCUCCAGGGCCACCUGGGAAAGAUGGCUUGCCUGGAAAGGAUGGAGAGCCGGGAGAUCCUGGUGAAGAUGGUAAACCAGGUGAUGUUGGGCCACAAGGAUUUCCAGGGACCCCGGGUGAGCCUGGACAGAAAGGUGAAAAGGGUGACCCUGGCAUUGGUGUAAGAGGUCCCCCUGGACUACCAGGACCACCUGGGAAACCUGGAUUCAGUUCUAAAUUGGACAAGUUGACAUUUAUUGAUAUGGAAGGCUCUGGCUUUGGAGGUGAUUUGGAGAACCUACGAGGCCCAAGAGGACCACCAGGCCCCCCAGGACCUCCUGGUGUACCCGGCUUGCCAGGACAACCUGGAAGAUUUGGGACGAAUGGUACAGAUCUACCUGCGCCACCUGGCCUCCCUGGAGUGCCAGGCAGAGAUGGUAGCCCAGGAUUGCCAGGGCCUCCUGGCCCUCCUGGUCUUCCAGGAAGAGAUGGGAUUGCUGGACAGCCUGGAGAGAAAGGAGAAAAUGGAGAACCAGGUGAACUCGGCCUCCCAGGAGCACCUGGACCUAAGGGCAAUAAAGGAGAAUCAGGGCUAGUGGGAGCACCUGGCGAACCUGGCCUGGCAGGGCUUCCUGGGCCCAUGGGCCCCCGAGGAAUGCCUGGCCCUCCUGGCCCCCCAGGUCCAGGUUUGGGAGCUGGAUUUGAUGACAUGGAGGGCUCAGGACUGCCAUUUGUUUCUGCUCUUCCUGGAGCACGUGGACCACCAGGACCCCAGGGUCCACCAGGACUUCCAGGAUUGAAGGGAGACCCUGGUGAGGUUGGUUUUCCAGGUUUGCCAGGACAGAAGGGAGAGCCUGGUUUGCAAGGUCAGGAUGGACAUCCUGGAAUAAAGGGUUCCCCAGGACCACAAGGGCCAAAGGGUGACAGAGGAAAUCCAGGGCCUAGAGGUGAACCAGGUCGAGAUGGAAUUGGUCUGCCAGGUCCUCCUGGCCCUCCAGGACAAAUCACCUACUUGUCCAGCAAUGAUGAAAACUUGCCUGCUCUUCCAGGCCCUGAAGGCAAACCGGGGCAUGCUGGUUUCCCGGGCCCAACAGGACCAAAAGGUGAGACAGGAUCCCCAGGUAUUCAAGGCUCUCCUGGACCAAAGGGUGAGAAGGGAGAGCCAGGAGUUAUAAUUGGUCCUGAUGGAACAAUCAUAGCAGCAGAUGCCAAAGGACAAAAGGGUGAAUCAGGUGCAAGAGGACCUGUGGGACCAGCAGGGCCUCUUGGACGGCCUGGACAGAAAGGAGAAAUUGGUUUCCCUGGAAGACCAGGUCGACCUGGCAUGAAUGGACUGAAGGGAGAAAAAGGUGACCCAGCCAACUCAAGUGGAAGGAUGGGCCUACCGGGCCCUCCGGGACCUCCUGGCCCACCAGGCCCUCCAGGCAACAUUGUCCCUGUUUAUGACAAUAAUGCCUUUGGUGACGUGGGCCCCCCUGGACCUCCAGGGCUACCUGGCUACCAAGGUGCUCCAGGUCAGAAGGGAGAAAAGGGUGAUGUGGGUCCCCCAGGGCCUCCAGCUUUUGUUCAUCCCAUCCAGAUAAUUGAAUUUGGCAGCCGUGCUUUGUCCUUUGUCCAGGGACCCAAGGGUGACAGUAUUAGGGGUCCACCUGGGCCUCCAGGUCCUCAAGGACCUCCUGGUGCAGGAUACGAGGGACGUGCCGGGAACCCAGGCCCUCCUGGUCCUCCAGGCCCUCCUGGCCCUCCUUCUUUCCCAGGACCUCAUAGGCAAUCAAUAAGCGUUCCUGGACCACCUGGGCCACCAGGACCACCAGGACCUCCAGGAAUUAGUGAUGCCUCUUCUUCUUCUGGGCUGCGGAUCUUUCCAACAUAUCAGAGUAUGAUGGGCAGAGGUCAUGAAAUACCUGAAGGCCAGCUUCUUUUCAUCCGGGAUAGAGAAGAGCUCUACAUCCGUGUUCGCAAUGGUUUCAGGAGAGUCCUUCUUGAAGACAGGAUAGCCCUCUCUGGCCCUGGGCUGGACAAUGAGGUAUAUGAUAGGCCUUCCAGUGCCCAUUACUCACAUGGAGGAGGAACAGCCUCAUCUGGAUCUCAGCGCCCUUUCCAGCAGCAUUUGCCUGUGCAUUCACACCGGGAGUACGGUGCUUACUCCACUGCCAAGCCUUGGAGAGGAGAUGAGAGUGCCAUCAACCAACAUCGCCUCCCUGAGCAUCCUGCCGUCCACCAGCCUCAGCAGGGAGUACAACACCAGCAGGAGCCCUUGAAUGCCUUCUUUCUUAACAAUCGCCAGCCAGAGGCAGUUCCUUCUGCUGUUCAUACACAUCAUGAUUUCCAGCCUGCUCUUCACCUUAUAGCCUUGAACACUCCCUUGAGUGGCAGCAUGCGUGGCAUCCGAGGAGCUGACUUCCAGUGUUUCCAGCAAGCCAGGGAAGUUGGGCUGACAGGCACUUUCCGAGCAUUCCUUUCCUCCCGUUUGCAAGACCUCUACAGCAUUGUGCGCAGAGCAGACAGGAGCACGGUGCCUAUAGUCAAUCUCAGGGAUGAAAUGCUAUUUAAUAACUGGGAGAGCCUCUUCUCAGGCUCUGAGGCUCCAUUCAGAACCGGGGGUCGCAUCCUGUCCUUUGAUGGAAGGGACGUCCUGAGAGAUUCUGCAUGGCUUCAGAAACAUGUGUGGCAUGGCUCUGACUCCAAGGGGCGGCGGCUAACGGAGAGCUACUGUGAGACGUGGCGGACGGAUGACGCUGUGGUGACAGGUCAGGCUUCCUCGCUGGCAUCGGGUAAGCUCCUGGAGCAGAAGAGCAGCAGCUGCAAAAAUGCCUUCGUUGUCCUCUGCAUCGAGAACAGCUUCAUGACCUCCUCCAAAAAAUAAAACAGCACACAACAGAAGCGCUGACUGCAAGCGGAAGAUGGGAGCCCCUAUGUAUCCCUUAAAGAAUGGAGGAACAGGCCAUGGUACCCCCACCCCCACCCUAAUCAGGAUGAUGUGCCCAGCUGAUUCCAUAAUAUAUCAGUUAAACAGAUAAAGAAGCAGAAAAGAAAAAGAAAAAGCCAAAGAGUAUCUUCCUGUAAUUCCUAGCACACAUCUGGUGUUGAAUGUUUUUGUAUUUUUUUAAAAAAAAUCCUCUUCCUGGCAUGGCUGUUCUGAAUAGUACCUGCUAGAGGGACUGAAAACAGCACAGGCUUUUGUGCAAGGCAAUCUCCAGCCAAAUUUAGUACACGAAAUGGUCGCUGUUUUUAAUCUUGCUCACUUUUACCCUUGAAUUGUAUUUGUUCUUGUUAUACCCUGUGCUGUUUGCCUUCCUUCCUCCAUCUUAUCCUUUUAUAUAAUUCAGAUACUUUUUUUAAAAAGGCAAGACUGAGUGGGAGAUGUCAGAAACCAUAUUUAUUUUGGUUGAUUUAACAUAAGGCACCCUUUGUUAAAGCAGAGAACGGGUGGACAUGGCUGUCCUUUGGAGCCUAUUAUUGUCACUGUAGCCUGUAACUGCCUCUGCUUCCAAAAGCCCUGGAUAACUAGGCAUUUCCGGUUGUGCCUGGCCUUAUUUCAGGCGCAGGGUGCAAGAGCACACAAUCUGCUCCCUGCUGGGACAGUGCAUGGCCACCAUUAAGGCUUUUGUAAACACUGUUGACUUUUUUCUGUGUACCCAGGACAGCCUCAAGGACAAAAAUCCUGGCAACAGUGGUGGGGGAUGAAUACUAGGAAUGUGAUGGCCGGUCCCUUUUUGGGAACAGUCGCUCUGGAUGGGUUUGCAGGAUAGCUUCCAACACUUCUGCCUAACUCACUAUCUAGCCGGCUUUCACUGCUUGAUCAUGCAUCAUUAUUUCCAAAUAUACAGCUGAUGGUUACUGUUCUCUUCAUAGCCCCCCUUCUGUUACUAAUUUGCCUUGUCCUCUGAAAAAAUAACCUGUGAGGGGCAGCUGAGAUUAAAACCAGAAGUGGUGCUACCUACAAUUCAGCCCCACCUUGUUUUUGACCAGUUCUGAAGGUGAGCCAGAAGUGUUUAAAAGUAACAGCUUUAUAGCUGAUUUUUGCCAAUGUGCAGGCGGUAGGUAGAAAUGAAACAUCUGCCACUAAAAGUAUCAGAACUCAUUAAACACAUACAGUGGUGCCUCACAUAACGAGCGCACCGUUGAACAAUGAAUCCGCAUUGCAAUGCGGA